Molecule: messenger RNA, 808 nt
Organism: Boeremia exigua
Lineage: Eukaryota; Fungi; Ascomycota; Dothideomycetes; Pleosporales; Didymellaceae
Product: fungal hydrophobin-domain-containing protein
Exons: 2
Coding region: 69-365 (98 amino acids)
Cellular component (GO): extracellular region
Source: RefSeq, a predicted model, not a curated record
UCUCCUCACACUUCAUCCUCAUCAAUCAAUCAAUCGUUGCCCAUAAAUCACCAAAACAAACCAUCAACAUGCAGUACCUUACCAUCCUCGCCCUGGCCGCCGCUGCUUUCGCCGCCCCCCUUGAGGAGCGCCAGGCCGGCCUCUGCGCAUCCGGCACUCCCCAAUGCUGUGCUACCGACGUCCUGGGCAUCGCUGUCCUCAACUGCGCCGCCCCAAACCCCUCGCCCACCGGCAUUAACGACUUCAUUGACGUCUGCGCUGCUGGAGGCCAGCAGGCGAAGUGCUGCUUGCUUCCUAUCUUGGACCAGGCGUUGAUCUGCAGUGAUGUCGUCCCCCAGGCUGAGGCUCCUGCCGUUGCAGCUUAGGCGAUGAGCUGAGACCUAAUCAGGAUUUCCUGAUUGUUACGAUUGUAUUGUAUCGAAUUACUUGUUUUGAAACGGGUUGUAAUGAAUAUAAAUUUUGAGGCUUAUGCUAUCCAAAAAAAAACUUGCUGUUUCACUGCCUUGAUGUGAGGUCGUGGUGUAAAGGAUACUUAACGUUCGCCCCUGUAACUUUACGUACACCCCAGCUCGAAGGGCAAGCUGUGUGGUCCCAAUCUUGUGAUUGGACUGUUGCUCAAUUUUGAUUGCUCAAUCGCACAGUCCCCCCUGCUCUCCACUUGAUGCUAGCACCGAGGCAAGAAAUCUGUCGCUACCUAGAAUCAUUUCGUGCUACCACUGGUAUAUGAGCCCCAAUCGCAAAAGAUACUUCAAGUACUGUUAGAUGAGCCUUACACAUUACUCAUCGGUCUCUUUGCUACUUAUUGAAC